This is a messenger RNA of Triplophysa rosa, 11626 nucleotides long. It is a transcript of the gene ash1l, whose product is annotated as ash1 (absent, small, or homeotic)-like (Drosophila). The transcript has 27 exons. NCBI's taxonomy places the organism in Eukaryota, Metazoa, Chordata, Actinopteri, Cypriniformes, Nemacheilidae. Gene Ontology annotation, cellular component: nucleus. The coding region runs from base 457 to 9291 and encodes 2944 amino acids. The record is from RefSeq and is a predicted model, not a curated record. Gene Ontology annotation, molecular function: protein binding; chromatin binding; histone methyltransferase activity.
CUGACUGUGUGAGAAUGCCCGUGUUAUACUGACAGAAACGAUACGGGCUUAGCAGACAUGGAGGCCCGAUUAACGAGAGAGGCCCAUUCCGACCCGUCUGACCUCAACUAACGUGGACUCGGAGAGGGAUUCGGGCGACAAAGCGGAAUAUCACGGCAAUUUCAAGUUAAAUCUCCAGGAGACCAUGCUGUUACGUACGAGGGGAGGAUUUUGAUCCCAAAGGAUGUGAGCGUAGUUCUGGACCGUUAUCAAGUUUGAAGGUGAGAGGGCUGGGCACUUGGGAAGCGACGCUGUUUCAACAUAGGGAUUCAAGGAUUUCUUUCCAACCUCUGCUAGCCCCCUUCCCCCUUCCCCUCUAUUGCAAUUUCAACCUGACAUCUACACAGACGUCCUAUAUUCAACUAUACCUGAGAUCAUCCUGUCCCUCUCAAGCCCCCCUUGUUCCCAACAUCACCAAUGGAUCAGAGGACGCAGGGGGGGUCCUCCACGCCUCCCCCCCUCCCUGCAAAUGCCCCACCAGCAGAACGUGACAAAGAGGGAGUAGGAGGAAAGAGAGACGAUGAAGAGGAGAAAAAGAAAUGGGAGAAACCAAGAGAUGGGGUGCAGACUGAACCUUGUGGUCCAGAGAGUGGGACCACUGACCCGCAGCAGCAGUCCCCACACUUCUCAGUCAAAGAAACCAGUUUUUCUGAGGGCAACGUUAAACUCAAGAUAGGCCUGCAGGCCAAACGCAUGAAGAAGCCUCCUAAGAUCCUGGAGAACUACGUUUGUCGGCCUGCUUUCCGAGCUACAGUAAGGCAUAGCGGAGGCAGAGGUGGAGGGCGUGUUAAUCGAGCGGGUGGAACCGGUGACGGAAGUGGCCACACUUCAAGCCCAUCUCGUGGAAAAGAAGUAGAGAAAAGCCCCACUGUGAACCGAGGAGCACCUCCACCAUCUGGCGUGCCCAGUACAUCCCCCUUACCUUCUCUUCCACCUCCCGUUUCCACCAGCCCAGUCACUCCUGUCAAUGGAAGUGCUCCAGCAAAAAAGGGUCCUCCAAAACUUGCCUGUAAGUCUGAGGGAAAGGCUGAUGUAAAAUCUGUCGCCUCUUCAGAGAGACCCCUUAACCUUCAUCGCCCCAUAACAGAAAGCAAAUCGCACUCCUCUGGAAAGAAAAGCCACCUUCCACAAACCAACCCUGCCACUGUCACAUCACCAACGGUGUCCCCAACCACACAGUCACCGCAGGACCCCAAAACAGAUGGGAUUUUAAAAACUCAAUACAUUUAUGCUGAUGGACAAAAGGAGCAAGAUAAAGGAGUGCCAGCCUGGGGUGCCCCUACCGUCACAGAGAAACUUGCUCAGCUCAUUGCUACAUGUCCGCCUUCAAAGUGCCCUAAACCAAAAGUCCGGAAGGUGUCACCAGCUCCACCACCCAGUAGUUCGCCACCCUUGAUUUCUAAUCUUCAGCGCCCUGAACGGGCUAUGGCCAAUAGGAACACCUAUUCCAGGGCAGGGCACCAUUCUCCACCUCAGCCUGUUUCACGGCCCCCAGGUCGCCCAUAUGGGUCCAAAAAUAAAGACAGUAUCCUGGAGAAAUUAUCUGGGACCUCUAGAAAAGAGGAAUCAGAUGGACUUCCAAAAGGAAUCACAAAUAGCAGCAGCAGCACAACAACCACCACUAGUACUGCACUUUCUCACAGUAGCCGCUUAACAACAACAACAAAUGAUACGACUGACAACAGAACCAUCAACGGUAUGAAAUCACAGUCUCGUCUUGGGCAUUGCCCACCUCAUUCUUCCUCACCUUCCUCUUCAUCCUCUUUCUUAGAGAGGAUAGGAAACACAAGCUCUCACAUUAGCUCGGCCAGCUCCCUAACGUCACGGUCAAAACCAAGCCCCUCUCAGACUGAGGAGUUUACAGAGAAAGACAAAGAGCGUGACAGAGAUAAAGACACAGACAGUCCCAGAGAUUUAAGUAGGAGCUCCACUCCAGCCAUGCCAGGGAAACAGGAUGCUAAAGAACGGUGUUCCCUCUCUGCUCUUCGAGGUGAGAGAGGCAAGAGCUCAAGCCCAGUCAAACGUAGUCCCAAUCAGGAAAGUCAUGUUAGUGGGGUACAAAGUCCCGCUGAGUCCACCAAAUGCACUAUUUCACCUUCUAACACUUCUGGUGCCAGCAAGAGCCCACCACCACUAUGUGAUGACACAGAGGACGUAUCUCCUGAAUCACCAGCCGAGCAGGAUUCUAAACCCCUUAAGAAGCGGCGGGGGCGACGACCCCGGUGGACUAAGGUGGUCAAUCGCACUCAGAGGCCGUUACAAGAAGAUGCUCUUAACCACCUGAAACACACCACACCAAUGCCCUCAGGCUUUGUCCCCUCAUCACCUAUUCGACGGCCUGUGGGGCGGCCUCCCAAUUCCAAUCGUAUUCCCCCUGUAGUUUCACAACUUUUUGAAUACCCACCCAAGAAAAGGGGGCGUCCCAAAUCCAAAAUGCCUCGGUUGGAUGCGCCUGCUCGUGGCCGCCCCCCAAACAAACUGCCACCCUCAAAAGUGUACUCAAUACUUAAGUCUAAAGAAGAGCAGGACCCGCCUGUUUUGCACCCUGAAGUGGAUUUAAAUCCACCUAAACCCAUGCCUAGAAAACGAGGUAGACCCAAACGCUUGCCUCCAACCCUUCCACAAGAAACCCAGCCACCCACACUUGCUCCUGAGUCAGGGGACGCUUCUGCAGGUGAUAAAGCUUUUCGUAACAAAGGCAAUGGGCAGCUCAUAAUGAAGACCAUCAUAGGCAAAAUCAAUAAAAUGAAGACGGUGAAACGUAAGAGGCUCCUCAACCAAAUAUUGCUCGGAUCGGGCUCAGGAACUACUGAGCAGGAUAGCCCCAAAAGCAGUGGAGGACCAGGGCCCGUGGCUAAUACAACACAGUCUCUUUCAUCACUUGCUGCUACGUUUGGGGGCAAAUUGGGGCCUCAGAUCAAUGUUAGCAAAAAGGGAACGAUAUAUAUGGGUAAAAGAAGGGGUCGUAAACCAAAAACAUCAGCUAAUCUCUCCAUAGGUGCGCCUACACCGCCGCCAGAACCUUUUUUGUCCCCAAACACAUCCUCCCCGCACCGUCUUCACCAGUCACAGGCCUUACAAAACCAGCAACACCAGUUACCACAAUCUGAGGUGUUCCCCUCUCCAUCGCUCUCACAAUCAAGUGGAGGGCAAAGUCCCAUUAGCGAUGCUAGCUUUGUUGAGCCCGGUUCGGUGCACUUUUCCUCCCACCCACACUUCAGCCAUUCCCAUCAGGGCCACCACACGUUCUCAUUUCCCCCACCGACUUUUUCAGCCCCCUCUGCUCGUACUAUGGCAAGCCCCACAUCAUCCACAGCACAUCCAUCUCAAAAGAAAUCAUCGUGCCGUGGCUACCACCAUCACCACCACCACUACAGACAGCACUACCAUUAUCGCAAGCUUUCUCCCCCAAGGCCAUUAUUGCCCACCUCUCCCGCUCCUCUUAGUGAGCUCAAGGAAGCUACACCUUCCCCAGUCAGUGAAUCACACAGUGAAGAGACUGUACCCAGUGACAGUGGGAUUGGAACUGACAACAACAGCACCUCGGACCGUGGAGAAAAGGCAGGUAGUGCCAGUGGUUUAGCCGGUGUUGGAGUCCCACAGGGUAUGGCAAGCGGGCUCCUAAUGCCCGGUGUCAUGAGUUCAGCCAUGGGAGUAGGAAUGGGACUCUCCUCCAGAGGUAGAAAGAGGCACUCAUCUUCAGUUCUUUUAGAUCGUCCUUCACCCACACCCUCCCCACUUGGAGCAAGAGCAUCACCUGACCCAAGAAGACCCCACCCAGCCGCUCCAUCUUCUUCAUUGGUUGGACAUAAAGAGAAGCACAAACAUAAGUGCAAACGUCGUGCCCACAGCUGCCCUAGCUAUGACAAACUAAAAAGGCAAAAACGCAAGCGUAAGAAGAAAUACCUGCAGCUGCGUUCGCGGCGGCAGGACCCAGACUUCUUGGCUGAUUUGGAUGAGAUCUGCGUGCGCCUCAGUGACGUUCGAAUCGCUCAUCGCACACCUGCACUUCGUUUAGGUAGCAGCUUGGGUCUGGGUGCAGGCCCUGGUCGUGGGUCUGGGUUGGGCGGUGCCAGAGCCAGUAGCACACUUGGGAGUGGAACCAAUCCCCCACCCCAUCACUAUUUACAUAGAGACCUCUUGCCCACCAUCUUCAGAAUCAAUUUUAGCGGGUAUUACUCCCCUCACCCAGCCUACCCGUGCGAUUCUCUUCAUUAUGUCCGUAAGCCUGACCUUAAAAAGAAAAGAGGGCGGCCACCCAAGCUCAGAGAAUCCAUGUCAGAGGUACCUUUUGUACCUGGGUUAGGCUUUCCGCUCUCAAGUGGAGGUUUCUAUCACCCCUCCUAUGGUGUCCCAUACUCGUCUGCCCCGCUGGGACUUGGCUACUAUCGUGGUUAUACUCCAGCAAGUGCCCUUUACCCACACCCCCACCAUCAGGCUUCCCACUCAGGCCCGUCACACCAUGUGCAUCCCCCUUCCUUUGCUCCACCUCCGCCCCCUACUUAUGUCCAUCAUCACCCAUCUCACCUUCUUCUUAACCCUUCCAAAUUUCACAAGAAGAAACAUAAGCUGCUCAGGCAGGAGUACUUAGGUGGAGGUCGCUCCUCAGUUCUCUAUCCUGCCAUGUCGUCUGAGCUCUCAUUUGGCUGGCACCACAAACAUAAGCAUAGGCAUAAGCACCGUGAUCGCUGUGGAGAAGAGGAGGGUGAUGAUGGUGGUGUUGUUAGUAGAAGUGGAGGAGGUGAAGGCUUAGGUGCAGGACGGGGGGAGCGAGGGAGCGUAGAGUCUCUUCAACGAUGCCGGUUUGGUAGAGAUGGCUCUGCCGAUUCCAGUGCUAACAAACAAACAGCAUCUGCCAACUCCCCUUCCUCCUCCUCCUCUUCUUCUGCAGAAAGGUAUAAGCGAAAAGAGGCCUCAAUGUCAUGUCUCGGGCCUUCACGGCUUUCUUUGGCCAGUGGGAACCGGGGACAUCACCCUGUAGACUCCUGGUUCAGGAUGGGGAGUACUGAAAGUACAGAUUACUCCAAACUCUCCAGAAACCAGUCACUUUCUGGAUCUGGUCCGUUCUCUGAAGGACAUGCACAAAAUGCAGCGGAGUGCUCAGAAAGUGAGGAGGAAGAUCCCACUUCUCCUAUCGAGGAGGUGGAGAGCAGCCACCACACCAACCUGUUCGCAUCUGCACUAUCUCGGAACGCCCUCAGAGGGAGUCACAGCAAAAAAGGGGGAGCUUCAGAGAGCUCCAGCCUUCCGCGGAUGGACCGGACCAUGAGAAGGGAUCGUUCCACAUCUGCAGAGAGGAGAGAGCUGGGAAAUGCAUCCGGCUCACAAAACCGAAGCGGUCAAUCCAGUGUACCUGAGGGUCCCGAGGGUCCCCACCACAGGCACCACCAUCACCACCACCCUCCUCUAUCCCUCUCUCACUCUUCUUCUUGCCUUUCUCACGGCACUCUUGACCAGUCUGGUAGCGGGGCUGCUCACCGCCCCGCCAGCCGCCAGGCCAGUCCCUCCACGUGUUCCUCCCAGCCUGCGUGUUGUCUGGACUCCCCCCCUUCCCACCAUUCCCACCGAUUAGCCCCACCCCCUGCCAAAAACAACCUGCACCACGUCAACAAGAUCCUCCGUGCUAAAAAGCUUCAGAGGCAGGCGCGCACAGGAAACAACGUGGUGAAAAAACGGGGCCCGGGACGUCCGCGAAAGUACCCGCUGCCCUCGCCUCCACCAUCGCCGCCACCCCAGGCGUCCGAACCGGAGAACAACCCAACACCUGACCGGAGACCCGACAGAGGGGGCGUGGUCUGGGAGGGAGACACCGUGGUCGACGUCAUCGAGUCAGUCGUGCAGAGUCAGCACAGAAAGGGACGGAAGCGGAAGCACUGGGAGCGGGAGCCUGAUGAAGGUGAGGAAGAAGAAGAGGUGGCAGAGGAGGAAAGAGAGGAAGAGGAGGAAGAACGGCCUAGGGAGGCUAGAGAGGAAGAAAUGGUACCCAACCCUAGGACAGAAGGACAGAGGGGAUGGUUGACACAGGAGGAAGUGCAUUGUUUUCGCAGUGCACUAGAGGGAAAACCUGAUGACCAACCCACCCCAGAACAACCAGGCCCCACUUCAGUGGAACAAGCCCCCAACACAUCAGUGACCAGCCAACGGGAGAAGAGACCUGCUAGGCCACCCAAAAAGAAGUUCCAGAAGGCAGGACUGUACUCUGAUGUGUACAAGACAGAUGAUCCUCGCAGUCAGCUGCUACAGCUGAAGAAAGAGAAGUUGGAGUAUACUCCAGGUGAACAUGAGUACGGUCUUCUUCCAGCUCCCAUUCAUGUCGGGAAAUACUUGAGACAGAAACGCAUCGAUUUCCAGCUGCCUUAUGACAUCCUGUGGCUUUGGAAACAUGAUCAGCUCCACAAGAGGCCUGACGUUCCUCUGUACAAGAAGAUCAGAUCCAACGUCUAUGUAGAUGUUAAGCCACUCUCUGGCUACGAAGCCACCACCUGUAACUGCAGACCACCUGAAGAGCACUGUGAGAAGGGCUGUCAAGAGGAUUGUCUAAACAGGAUGAUCUUUGCCGAGUGUUCUCCGAGCACGUGUCCGUGUAAAGAACAGUGUGAUAACCAGCACAUCCAGAAGCACGAGUGGGUGCAGUGUCUUGAGCGCUUCCGGGCCGAGGGGAAGGGCUGGGGCAUCCGCACCAAGGAGACGCUGCGUGCCGGCCAGUUCAUCAUCGAGUACCUGGGAGAGGUGGUCAGCGAACAGGAGUUCAGGAGCCGUAUGAUGGAGCAGUACUUCUCCCAGAGUGGUCACUACUGUCUGAAUCUGGACAGCGGUAUGGUGAUCGACAGCUACCGCAUGGGCAACGAGGCUCGUUUCGUCAACCACAGUUGCGAGCCCAACUGUGAGAUGCAGAAAUGGUCUGUUAAUGGAGUGUAUCGUAUUGGUCUGUUUGCUCUGAAAGACAUCACUAGUGGAAUAGAGCUGACAUAUGACUACAACUUCCACUCUUUCAACACUGAAGAACAGCAAGCCUGCAAGUGCGGCUCAGAGGGUUGCAGAGGCAUCAUUGGCGGCAAGAGCCAGCGAAUCAACGGGCUGCCUGGGAAAGGGGGCGGAGCGGCGGGUGGAGCCAGGAGGCUCGGGAGACUGAAAGAGAAACGCAAGUCCAAACACUCACUGAAAAAACGGGAGGAAGAGUCCAGUGACAGCAGCAAGUUUUAUCAGCACCUUUUAAUGAAGCCAAUGUCAAACAGAGAGAGGAACUUCGUCCUAAAACAUCGAGUGUUCCUCCUGCGAAACUGGGAGAAGAUGCGCGAGAAGCAGGAGCUUCUGAAAAAAGAGGGAGAGAGAGAGCGAGAGAAGGAAAACAGCGGCCUCUCUCUCUACACACGCUGGGGAGGAGUCAUCCGGGAUGACGGCAACAUCAAAUCAGAUGUAUUUUUGACACAGUUCUCGGCGCUGCAGACCUCGCGCUCCGUGCGCACACGCAGGCUCGCGGCUGCUGAGGAGAACACAGAAGUUACGCGCACAGCACGUCUGGCACACAUAUUCAAAGAAAUCUGUGACAUGAUCAUGAGCUACAAAGAUUCCUCUGGUCAGACUCUUGCUGGUCCGCUGCUUAACCUGCCUUCUCGAAAGAGAAACUCGCAGUAUUACGAGAAGGUCACAGAUCCAUUAGAUCUCAGUACCAUAGAGAAGCAGAUUCUCACCGGACACUACAAAACCGUCGAGGCCUUUGACGCGGACAUGCUCAAAGUGUUUCGCAAUGCUGAGAAAUAUUACGGCCGGAAGUCGGCUACCGGUCGCGAUGUAUGCCGGUUACGGAAAGCGUACUACGGUGCGCGUCACGAAGCCGCCGUACAGAUCGACGAGAUUGUGGGUGAGACGGCCAGCGAGGCCGACAGCUCUGAUUCGCUGGAGAGAGACCACGCCCACCAUCACCACCAUGAAGGAGGGUGCAGCCACGACAAAGACGACGACAUUAUCCGUUGUAUCUGUGGCAUGUACAAAGACGAGGGGCUCAUGAUCCAGUGUGAGAAAUGCAUGGUGUGGCAGCAUUGCGAUUGUAUGCGUGUAGAGGCCGAGGUGGAGCAUUAUCUCUGUGAGCAGUGUGACCCUCGCCCGGUGGACAGGGAGGUCCCGAUGGUCCCCCAGCCCAGCUACGCCCAAUCAGGAUCCAUCUACUAUAUAUGUCUCCUCCGGGAUGACUUGCUUUUACAUCAGGGUGACUGUGUGUACCUCAUGAGAGACAGCAGACGAACACCAGAAGGCCAGCCGGUGCGGCAGUCGUAUCGUCUCCUGUCUCACAUAAACAGAGACAAACUCGACAUCUUCCGUAUUGAGAAACUCUGGAAAAAUGAAAAAGGUGAAAGGUUUGCCUUUGGUCAUCACUACUUCCGUCCCCAUGAGACGCAUCACUCCCCUUCUCGCCGUUUCUAUCACAACGAAUUGUUCCGUGUACCGCUUUAUGAGAUCAUACCGCUGGAGGCAGUGGUGGGAACGUGCUGUGUAUUGGACCUGUAUACCUACUGCAAGGGUCGGCCGAAAGGUGUAAAGGAACAAGAUGUUUACAUCUGUGACUACCGACUGGAUAAAUCGGCACACCUGUUUUACAAGAUCCACCGCAACCGUUACCCAGUGUGCACCAAGCCCUACGCCUUCAACCACUUUCCCAAGAGACUCGCACCCAAGCGAGACUUCUCACCUCAUUAUGUGCCAGACAACUACAAACGGAACGGUGGGCGCUCUGCCUGGAAGAGUGAGCGACCCAAAGGUGCAUCCGCCUGCGAUGAAGACCCCUCACCCAGCGCGUCAUGUGACCGCAUCUCUGUCGCCUUCUCGAGGGACGGUGACGAGGACAGAGAAAGAGUAGAGGAAGAUAUGGACACCAACCAGCAGGACAACAGCACCGCCAUCACACAGGUGUCCACCUCGCAGGAACGGAGGACGGGCGGGGAAACCGAAGAUGUGGAGGAAGAGGAGGAGGGUGAGGAGAAGAGAGAGAUAGACGAGGGCUCCCGGGAGAGAGGAGGAGGGCAAGACAUGUUGGACGCCCCGUCCUGUUCCUCGCUCUCCUCUUCACCUCUUCAUCCAUCUGUUUUGGGAAGAAGGGAAGCGCAGAGAGAGCGACUGAACAAGAUUCUGCUCGACCUGCUGCACCGAACGCCCAGCAAGAACGCCAUAGACGUGACGUAUCUUCUCGAGGAAGGCUCCGGUCGUCGCCUCCGGAGACGGACGCUUGGUUUGAGCGAGUUUAUUUGCAGGAAGUAAUGCAGACUGCGUUUUCUGCUGAGCACAUGUGCAGAAAAGAUGAAGAAGAGGAUAAAGGUGCAGAGAUGCACAACACCUGAAAGAGGGGAAAACAGUUGAGGGUUGCGACAUCAAGGGCACAAACUCUCCCGUUUCUAUUUAAGUCCUUCAGACCAGCCCUAGCCUCAUGCGCUGCGGACACGCACGAGAGAUGUCACCUUAAUGCGUAACAGACGUACACUGCAAGUGUCAGACAUAGGAAGAAAAAGUUGAAUUGUCGCAGAUGAACUUUCAACAUAAGUUCUAAGACUAAGCAUCAUCGAAAGUCUAUUUUUUAAAAAAGCGUGUGGUACUAUAUUUGGCCUUUAACGGUCAGAUUGGGCUGCAAGUGGAAAAUUGGAGUCUGGCGCCCCCUUGUGGCCCAUAGCGGGAAAGACUUGAGUUCAACCUAGAAAAUGCGAGGAGAUAAACCGAAAUAGGAGCAACAUAGGAGGUGCAGUGUAGCGCACACACACACUGCCCGUAGACUGAGAGGAGAGGUUGGCUAACUGCACUUUUAACAACACGGACAUCAUUCGCUCCUGAAGAUGUACGGAUUAGACAAACACUAACAACAUUUACGCAGUAUUGAUCAAUGCUGUAUGAUAAAGCAAAACAAGUAUAUUACCUUCUGUUUUUGUUAUACUGUAAUUACGUUAGGAAUGGAGCACGACGGCGGAUCCAUGUUCGUGAGCUCGGGGAUGGAAUGUUUCGCUUCUGUUAUCGUGGGCAUUGUGAUUGGUUAGAGUGGCUGCCAGCCUCGCUCCUUUUUAAAAGUAUUUAAUACACCAGCUCAAAAAAAAAAUAGUUUAGCAGUGGAGGCUCGCUGGCUUUAUAUAACGCCUUAUAGAAUGCCAUGGUCUUGAGCUCUUGUUUAUGGUGGCGUGUGAGAUUCUGUGUGGUGUUUGUGAGCGUGCAUGUGUGUGCGUGUGAGCCCAUUCUGGUAAAACAAAUAUGAAAGAGGAAACGAUUUAAGGGCUUGACAGCAGUUAAUAAACCGGUAAAUUCACGAUCGCAAAAACUUAUUGUAUCAUGUGACGUCUUGGUAGGAACAGGUCGGGAGACUCGAGGUUUUGAUGUUGUUUUCGUUUUUCUUUUUUUUUUAAGGCUUUUCAGGUUGCCAUGGAGAAUGUUUAUAAAAUUGUAAUGAGAUUUUUGCCCUUAAUGCAUCCGCUACGAGAGAUGAGUAUUUCCACACCUUUAAUGGACCCCUUCAAAAAACAAAACAAAACAAACUGACAUUGAAAGAUAAGAAAUUUGUAUAGUGCCAAGCUAUGUAUAUAUACAGAUGGGAAAAUGUGAGAGAUGUCUCCAAAAGCAAUAUCUUGAUAAUGGAUUUUGUGUAUUGUAUUGUACAGGAUUCAACCCUAUAUGUAUUAUUGUUAUUAUUAUUAUCAUUCUUACGAUUAUUACAUGAUUUGUAUUGACAGAACUGUCACACGUAACUUCAGAAGCGGGCGAGAAUGUGGCAGAUAUAUUGAUUAAUAUUCACAACAGAUUUCUGACACAAAACGAAAUCUUGUUACCCAAACACAUGAAUUUUGUGCAUUUCAAGAGGGAGGAAUGUCGUCUGAUGGACUUUGUUGAAGGGGACAUCCCAGUGACCCCCUUACCUGGCACCUGUCACUGUAAGAAUAAUAUUAACAUUAUUAUAAUUAUUAUUACUUUUGAGGAGAAAAAGAUAUAAUGUUCCUCGUUUUUUGCUGCAAAGUGUUGAACACUAAAAAAACAAACCAACAUAAAAAUGUAAAAUGAUAUUUUGGAAGGUGACAGAAAAAAAGAAGCUGUCCACCCAAUAUCAUGUUCUUAAUCUCCUUUUUAAUUUUUUAAUUAUUUUUUUUCCUUCGAAUGAAAAAAGAUUGUUCUGUUUUUGUGAUAGCGGUCAUAAAUAUAAUGCUUGUAUUUCUUGUAUUUGUGUGUUUUUGUGUGAUUUGUUUAGUUAUUUUUAGACAAUCACAAAAUAAGAUGCAAGCAUUGUAUAUGGACAGACUGGCAGGCAUUUUGUGAUGUUGUGUACAGUUUGUCGAAACUUCCACUCUGGUUCAAAAGUUUGUAAUUAUAAAGUCAUGAAAAUGCUGUUGGUUUUUACUUUUUUUUGUUUUAUAUUCUAUUUGUUUUGUUUUGUUUGUUUGUUUUUUAAUAAAAAGCACUACAUUAUUGUGAAUAUACUUGCCUGUUGCUCAUACAUUUAGCAGAGAUUCUGUGAUGCAGUUCAUUGCUAGAUCAUAACCAUUAUUACUCGAGCUUUACAGACGAAUCGUAUUUUAAUUGUAUGGACGGUCGAAAAAUCUUCAAAUAAAGUGAAUUUUAACUAUUG